GGACCGUAAUGGCCCCUAGUGUGUGUGUGUGUGUGUGUGUGUCUGUGUGUGUGAGUGUGAGAGGGAGAGAAAGAGAGAGAGUGAGAGAGAAAGAGAGAGAGUGGACAGUAAGCAGUGUGCCGUCUGUCUCUCAGAUUGUCUGCGCCUUUCUCCUGCAGUGAUGGCCAAGUUCAAACUAAGUCAAUGUGUCUGCAUACAAGUCAGUGUGGCCAUAGUAACUCUGCUGCCCAUUUGCAUAACAGUAGUGAGGUAUGGACAACUGGAGCAAAGAGAAAAACGAAGCAUUCUAGCAUCAACAGAAAUUCCGGUAGAACACAUUGACCCUGCCUCCAUAGACCUUACUCCAUUAGUAAACACACUCAUCAGUGCUGCACACAAAGGUUCCCAGCAUCUGUUCUCUGUUCUGAGUGUCACGUCACACAGCUCUCUUGCGCUGCACAAACUCACCCUGCUGGUCUAUAACAUUUCUGAUUUUCAGGACAUUGAGAGCAGUUUGUUUCCCAUGAGAUACUGCUACUGUGUGACAAACAAAACCAAUGACCUCACAGAUUUUACAGCUAUCCUGUUGGAUGUGAUGGGAAACUCGAGUAGUUACUUACAGGAGCUGUUCAAAUCCAGCUCUAUCCUCUCAGUUAGCCAAAGGAACAGCUCAGACUGCAUCUACAUCUGUGUAAUGGCUGGAAAAACAGACAGAGAUCUGUCGCAGCUGUGGGAUUCUGUUCCUCCACUCUUCAACCACACCAUUAUAGAGGACACACACAUAGGUUCCCCCAACUCUUCUACCCUAUCCCCUGUUGUUUCUAUAGCAACACAACCCUCAGUUGUCACCAUGACAACUACACCCAUUUUUGUUUCCACUGAAACUGAACAUUCUGAUGUUGCUUUGAGAACUGUGGAUACCAGCGGCCCCGUGUCAACUGUGCAAAGUACCUCCGAAACCAUACCAAGCACUGUUCCCAGAACACCUGUGCCUUCUAGUGUUAGCAUGGGUACAUCAGAUUCUGUUCCCAUGACAACUGAUCUAACGCCUGCUUUGAUAACAGCCAGACUCAAUGAAGUACCCACAGUAACUACAGCUGUUUCCAAGACAACCACUGAAACUAGCGUGGCCAUAUCGACUGAACCACCAACCACACCACUGUUCAGUACUGUUACUGGACGACCUACGCAGGCUUUUGUUUCUAGGACAACAAUAUCCUCUGCUAUUUUAGCAAUAAAACCAGCCAUUACUGUACCGAUGACAACUCGGCCUACUACUGAUACCACGACAACCAGUCCAGCUGCCACCAAAGGUCUGCUAACAGACAAACCAGGUUGCCCAUGGAGAUCAGAGCUUUUCUAUAGAGGAAGUCAGAGAGAGGACCUUAAGGAAACUCUGAAUGAGGACCUGAGUGGAGACAGUCCAACGGUCAGCGCGAUAAAGCUGCAGCCAUGUGUGUUCGAGCUGUGCAAGUUUUUCUCCCAGUGCCUCUGCAGAGGGUACAGCCACAAAACCUCUCUGCAGAGCUAUUGUAUAGACAGCCACUUCUGGUAUGAAAAGCACACAGUAGAGGUCUGCAGUCGCAUGAGAAGAGUCGCCUUCUCCAGGAAUCUGAAGCAGAAGUGCCUGGCAAGGAUGUGUGUGAAGAUGUGAGAAGAGUGUGAUCCUGCCAGACUGUUACUGAGCAGCACACCAAAAUCCUGAACUUCCUCAGCUUUGCAAGAGAGCGAAAGACAUAAGAGAGAAAGAGAGUGAGAGAAAAAUGUCUUUUUCUCUUUUCUGUAUGUUUGUUGAGACCAUUUUACUGACCUUUUUCUUUCUCUUGAUUAUGAAUAAAAGUUCACAGUGAAAUGUAUUCAGCAAAAACUAUAUAGCUUCAGCUAUACAUCGCAGUACACUCACCUUUCAUAGAUAACAUAGUCCUUUAUUUUACCCACACCGGGGAAAUUCACAGUUCUACAGCAGCAAAGGUAUCCCUUGCAAAGCACACAAGAAAGGGAGUAACAAGAAGAGAAUUAACAAACAAGUAAUUAACCUUAAAACGUUUACAGUCUGUUACUUGUUAUUAAUAUUAUAGACAUAUAUAAUAUAAUAAUAAAGGUAAA
Messenger RNA from Pygocentrus nattereri (red-bellied piranha), 2085 nucleotides. Its product is annotated as HERV-H LTR-associating protein 1. The record is from RefSeq and is a predicted model, not a curated record. The transcript has 13 exons. Bases 161 to 1633 code for a protein of 490 amino acids. Lineage: Eukaryota; Metazoa; Chordata; Actinopteri; Characiformes; Serrasalmidae.